UCACUCGCCAGAGUCCAACGGAGUCUUUCUUCCCCCCCUAGACUGGAGAUGCCGCAGUAGGGGAAGGGGGUGCUGAGUCGACUGUAGUGUACUGCGUUUCCUCCUCGUCGCUCUUCUUCUUAUCUCAUCCCCGACUCCGACGAGCCCCGGCGACCUACCGGCGAGGGAUGGCGGCGACGGCGACAAAGCUGAGCAGCGGCCACGAGAUGCCGGCCGUGGGGCUCGGCGUCUGGCGGAUGGACUCCGCCGCCGUCCGCGGCCUCAUCCACUCCGCCCUCCGCGCCGGCUACCGCCACUUCGACUGCGCCGCUGACUACAAAAACGAGGCUGAAGUUGGCGAUGCGCUCGCGGAGGCGUUCGAAACUGGGCUUGUCAAGAGAGAGGAUCUUUUCAUCACAACCAAGUUGUGGAACUCAGAUCACGGUCAUGUGGUCGAAGCCUGCAAGGAUAGCCUGAAGAAGCUGCAAUUGGAUUAUCUAGAUCUCUACCUUAUUCACUUCCCUGUAGCUACUAAGCAUACUGGAGUUGGCACAACUGGCAGUGCUCUUGGUGAUGAUGGUGUGCUUGAUAUCGAUACCACUAUCACAUUGGAGACAACGUGGCAUGCAAUGGAAGAUCUUGUUUCCAUGGGACUUGUUCGUAGCAUCGGAAUUAGCAACUACGACAUAUUCCUCACCAGAGACUGCUUGGCCUACGCUAAGAUAAAGCCCGCGGUGAACCAAAUCGAGACACACCCUUACUUCCAGCGCGACUCUCUUGUGAAGUUCUGCCAGAAGCAUGGAAUCUCUGUCACCGCACACACACCCCUGGGCGGCUCCACUGCCAAUACCGAAUGGUUCGGCUCGGUCUCAUGCCUCGACGAUCCUGUCAUCAAGUCCCUGGCUGAGAAAUACGGCAAGACGCCGGCCCAGCUGGUCCUCCGGUGGGGCCUCCAGAGGAACACGGUGGUCAUCCCCAAGACCUCCAAGGUAGAGAGGCUGGAGGAGAACUUUGCGGUCUUCGACUUCGACAUCUCCGUCGAGGACAUGGAGAAGAUCAAGGCCCUCGACCGCAACUACCGCACCAACCAGCCGGCCAAGUUUUGGGGCAUCAAUCUCUACGCUUGAUUCCACUGCAUGAUUUGCUUCCCUGACAUUACAACCAAUAAUAUGGGAGCUUGUCAUUAGCGUAAAUGAACUUUGAGUUAUAGAUGAUAUAUUUGCAGCACAAUUUACCAGGUUACCAUUCUAUUCGUGCUGAGCCAUGCCCGGUUCAUUCUCCCAGUUAUCUUCAGGACAACCAUACAAGGUUGAACUCCAUUCAACAAAUCAGUCCUGCCAAAUUAUUGGUCACACAACUUAAUCCUCUGUAUUUAGUUGAACUCUUUCAUUGCCUGGAAAGUGAAAACACAGCAUGUCUGGUUGAGCUUCA
Triticum dicoccoides is the source of this 1410-nucleotide messenger RNA. RefSeq names its product NADP-dependent D-sorbitol-6-phosphate dehydrogenase-like. The record is from RefSeq and is a predicted model, not a curated record. Bases 168 to 1106 code for a protein of 312 amino acids. Lineage: Eukaryota; Viridiplantae; Streptophyta; Magnoliopsida; Poales; Poaceae. Gene Ontology annotation, molecular function: aldose-6-phosphate reductase (NADPH) activity. The transcript has 6 exons.